GCCAGUGCAGAGACCAGUGCUGAUACUUGUGUGCAUUCCAGUCGGGAUCUUUGUGUCUGGGUUGUGUGUGCUGGCCUGCAGGAUGCUGGCUCUCAUUAAUCGGCUGCUGGACUGGUUCCGGGCGUUAUUUUGGAAGGAGGAGAUGGAGCUGACCCUGGUCGGGCUGCAGUACUCCGGUAAAACCACCUUCGUGAACGUGAUCGCGUCGGGUCAGUUCAGUGAGGACAUGAUCCCCACUGUGGGUUUCAACAUGAGGAAGGUGACCAAAGGAAACGUCACAAUAAAGAUUUGGGAUAUAGGAGGGCAGCCUCGCUUCAGAAGCAUGUGGGAACGGUACUGCAGAGGAGUCAACGCUAUAGUGUACAUGGUGGACGCCGCUGACUGGGAUAAAAUCGAGCCUUCGAGAACCGAACUGCACAGCUUAUUGGAAAAGCCUCAGCUCCAGGGCAUUCCUAUUCUCGUGCUGGGUAACAAGAGAGACCUCCCCAACGCCCUGGAUGAGAAAGAGCUGAUUGAGAGGAUGAACUUGGCAGCCAUACAGGACCGAGAGAUCUGCUGCUACUCCGUCUCAUGUAAAGAGAAGGACAAUAUAGAUAUCACGCUGCAGUGGCUAAUUCAGCACUCCAAAUCUCAAAGGAGCUGAGAGAGGACACGCCUCACUCUGCCCGCCCUGCUGCCAAGGUCUCUCCAUCGCCCCUGUCCUGUCCUGUCCGGGCACGACCAGACCCAAAAUGAAGAUCCAUGCGACUUACUCCAACACAGCGUCCAAGCACAAACCAAAAACCACCCUUCUUUUUUUGUUAGGGCUUUAACAUCGACCCAGAUAGAACCCGUUCACUCAGACUCGCUUUGCCUUUCUGCUUUACUGAUAACGGAUCCUGUGCUUCUCCUACACUACACUGUUCCACGCUCGCGUCGCUUCGCUUCCACGCUAAAGCCAAAACUCUACCGUUACCGCCGGGCUGAACCGCAGCCCUCGUUUCGCUUUCGCUCGGUUCCGUCUGCGCGGUGCUUCGGCGUGUAGAAUUUCUGUAAAGCUGAACUGGAACUCUUGGCUGUCUGGAAUGAUUAGAGUUUAAUGUAAAAUCAAUUUAAAUUCUGUAUUUUAGUCAGUUAAAACCACAGACUAUUUAUUUAGCACAGUGCUAAGCAGUGCCAGCCUGCCUGAUCAAGCAUGUGUGUGUGUGUGUGUGUGUGUUUGGUGCAGAUAUGAUAACGCGUAUUCAUUCUCGAUAUGUGUGUACGGUUUCACGCUUUAAUUUGGGUUCGGUUUGUGAUAUGUGCACCAUAUGUGCAGCAUCUGUUCCACAAGCUUUUAUAUUAUUAUUAUUAUUUUUAUAUUUGCAACCACACUUUUUAUUUUUUAUUUGUAUCACCCCAAUUUAGUCGUAUCCAAGUACCCAAUUGUAUUUCACCUCUGCAGCCGCAGACCUAUACACAUACAUGUAGAGAUCCGUAUCAUACACACAGUCACACACUAAUCUCUGUUAUCCCCCGUCUCUGUGCAGCACCUCGAUCGGCCAGCAGAGGUCGUAACUGCGGCAGUUAUUAAGACCAACCAGUUGUUGUCUGUGCAUCGUCAGUCCGGACUGCUUGGCGCUGAGUAAAUGUUGUGCAGUAGUGAUGUUUGCAGCAGGCAGAAUGAAUGAAUGAGUGAGUCGACCUGUGUGUUACACCGGCCGAAACCAUUGCGCACCCUAACCCAACACUCUGAGAGAUGGAGAAUGUAAGAAUGUGAAUGAUUGUGAGCUUUUAGUGUGAUAUAAAACUUACUGUGUGUAUAAUAAGCAUUAAAAUGUGGAGUCUCGAAUGCCAA
This is a messenger RNA of Trichomycterus rosablanca, 1816 nucleotides long. RefSeq names its product ADP-ribosylation factor-like 8Bb (gene arl8bb). The transcript is spliced from 7 exons. Gene Ontology annotation, biological process: anterograde axonal transport; protein transport. Lineage: Eukaryota; Metazoa; Chordata; Actinopteri; Siluriformes; Trichomycteridae. The record is from RefSeq and is a predicted model, not a curated record. Gene Ontology annotation, cellular component: lysosomal membrane. Gene Ontology annotation, molecular function: GTP binding; GTPase activity. Bases 83 to 643 code for a protein of 186 amino acids.